ACAUGUACGUUCCAGGCAUGAUUUGCUUUACUCUGGUAGUGAGCCUUCUUUUGGCUCAGACUGAAGGCAGGGCUUUCAAUAACGUUCAAUCACGUGAGAAGCGACAAACGUCCGGUUGUGAUGGAGGAACGAGGUAUGACAACAGAGGCACAUUUUCCACCAACAUUGGCGGUGAGUACGGCAGCAACGAGAACUGCUGCUGGGACAUCGUGCCUGACGUUCAAGGGCCAUGGACAAUCACAUUCCAAUUUGAUAUGUUUGACGUGGAAAGUAGCUCUGGUUGUAGAUAUGAUGCCCUCACCUUCGACACGGACGAUGGGCCUGUGAAGGAGUGCGGAGAGAAGACGGACUUCUCAAGGACAUUCACGGUCACAGAAAGUCAGUUCCAAGUGUGUUUUAGCAGCGACGGCUCCGUCACCGGCCACGGGGUCAGUGGAACCUACAGCAUAGACACAGUGAACGCCUACACCACAGCCUAUCCUGACUACUCCACAGCCUACCCUGACUACGCUACAGUCUACCCUGACUACGCCACAGCCUACCCUGACUACGCCACAGCCUACCCUGACUACGCCACAGCCUACCCUGACUACGCAACAGCCUACCCUGACUACACCACAGCCUACCCUGACUACGCCACUGCCUACCCUGACUACGCCACAGCCUACCCUGACUACGCAACAGCCUACCCAGACUACGCUACAGCCUAUCCUGACUAUGCAACAGCCUAUCCCGAUUAUGCCACAGCCUACCCAGACUAUGCCACAGCCUAUCCUGACUACGCCACAGCCUACCCAGACUAUGCAACAGCUUACCCUAACGACCCAACAGCAUACCCUGACUACACCACAGCCUACCCUUACUACGCCACAGCCUAUCCUGACUAUGCAACAGCCUACCCUGACUAUGCAACAGCCUACCCAGACUAUGUAACAGCCUACCCUGACUAUGUAACUGCCUACCCUGACUACGCCACAGCCUACCCUUACUACGCCACAGCCUACCCUGACUAUGCAACAGCUUACCCUAAUGAUGCAACAGCAUACCCUGACUACGCCACAGUCUACCCUUACUACGCCACAGCCUACCCUGACUACGCCACAGCCUAUCCUGACUAUGCAACAGCCUACCCUGACUACGCCACAGCCUACCCUUACUACGCCACAGCCUACCCUGACUAUGCAACAGCUUACCCUAAUGAUGCAACAGCAUACCCUGACUACGCCACAGUCUACCCUUACUACGCCACAGCCUACCCUGACUACGCCACAGCCUAUCCUGACUAUGCAACAGCCUACCCUGACUACGCCACAGCCUACCCUUACUACGCCACAGCCUAUCCUGACUAUGCAACAGCUUACCCUAACGAUGCAACAGCAUAUCCUGACUACGCCACAGCCUACCCUUACUACGCCACAGCCUAUCCUGACUAUGCAACAGCCUACCCUUACUACGCCACAGCCUAUCCUGACUAUGCAACAGCCUACCCAGACUACGCCACAGCCUAUCCUGACUACACCACAGCAUCCCCUGAAUAUCCACAAGAACAGGCCACAAGUUCAUGCAAUAUUAACCACAAUGGCAACCAUGGCAGCAUCAGUACCAACCCUGAUGGCAACUAUGAAAACAGCCACGAUGCCUGUUACUCCCUUCACCCAAGCUUCACCGGUUCGGGCAUUAUCACCUUCGUCUUCAACGUGUUUGACAUCGAGGAGGCCACCGGCUGCGUGUUUGACUACAUUGAGUUUGAUGACGUUAACACAAAACUGAGGGAGUGUGGCACUGUAGAUGCGGGGACCCAGAGAGAGUUUGAAUUCCACGACGGUCGUUUCAAUGUUUGCUUCCACUCUGAUGGAUCAGUGACAGGACGGGGUGUCCAGGCCACGUAUUCCAUGAAUCCAGUUCGAGAGGUUGAAUCUGUUGAGACAACACCAUAUCCAGUGGACAUUAUCGUUAACUCAACGAUGUCAACUAAUUUCACAGAAGCAACAACGCUACCAGUUCGAGAGGUUGAAUCUGUUGAGACAACACCGUUUCCAGUGGACAUUAUCGUUAACUCAACGAUGUCAUCUAAUUACACAGAAGCAACAACGCUAGCAGUGAAUACAACCGUGAACACUACAAGUCUCCCCGACACCGAGGACAAUACCUGCACCCAAGUCCUGACAUCAGAUGUUGGCACCCUGACAAGCCCCGGCAAUGGCAGCUACGCCAACAACGUGCAGUGUGUCACUGUCAUCACAGGCCCCAGUGUACCAUACACCUUGGUCCUCAGCUUCACAACGUUUGACCUCGAGGGCUCAUCCACAUGUAGAUACGACUACCUGGAGGUUGAUAUGGGCGAGGGAAACAGCCAGAAGGGAUGUGGAUCAACAUGGGACAACAGAACAGUGGAGUACACGUCAGAUGGAGGUAACGUCACUGUGACAUUUUCUUCUGACUCCAGUCAGACAGGAGCAGGGUACAGUGCCACCUACACCAUCCAGCCAAGAGGUGUUCCUUCCUUGAGUAAUGGCGACUGUAGAUACAUCAACACCAACGUCACGGCGGGCGUUAUCCAAAGUCUACCCGGUACCGGCAGUGACUACACCAACAACAUGGACUGCUCGUACGAGUUCACUCGCAAUACCCCCUUUUAUCUGGACAUCAACUUCAUCGCCCUCGACACAGAGUCUUCGAGCAACUGCCGCUACGACUACGUCCAGGUUGGGGAUGAUAAAUACUGUGGGAGUGAUUUGCCCAACGCAACGAGAGUGUCGGUACAAGGUGGAGCAGCCGUCAUCCGCUUCAGAAGUGAUAGCAGUGUUACCGGAAAGGGCUUUGUGGCUUUGUUCAACAUUGAAGAGCACUGCAACUUCGAUAGUGAAGAUCUUGAGGGCACCUAUACCUUGGCCACUGAUUCUAAUGAUCAUUACAAAAACAACCAACACUGUGAGAUCACUCUCCGGUCUCCUCCCACCCCUCACAUCACCACUGUCAACUUCACCCGUUUUGACAUCGAGGAAGAUACUGCUUGCCACUAUGACAGUUUAACAGUAACAAGUGAUGACGCCACCGAGAAACUGUGUGGAGCAAAGGAGUCCUUUAUCCGACAAUACACUGGGCCAACAGUUGACAUGACAUUUACCAGUGACAGAAGUGUUGUGCGUACCGGUUUCUCUUUCAAUUAUGUCACUGAACUUGUCUACUGCAAUGCAACUAUAAACGCCACAUCCGGAACCUUUGAGUCACAGCCUGGUGAUUACGAGAGCAACAUGUACUGCACCUACACCAUCAACACCCCCACUCCUGGUGACCUAGUCUUCACCUUCCCAUUGUUUGACGUUGAGUCAGGCAGAAGCUGCCGAUACGAUGCUGUUGAGAUGGAAGGGGACAAGCUGUGUGGAACAAACAUCCAAGAGAAGACGUACAGUACUGAUGGUCAUUUCCAGUUCGUCUUCACAAGUGAUGGAUCCGUAAAUGGAGAAGGUUUCAAGAUAGACUUCACUUUCAUCCCUCACGAAAUUCAGAAUUAGAGACAUGGGUCCCUUUCUAGGAGAUGGAAGACAUGCUCAAUAAAUCAUUUAAAUGAUAAA
Haliotis rufescens (red abalone) is the source of this 3575-nucleotide messenger RNA. RefSeq names its product cubilin-like. Lineage: Eukaryota; Metazoa; Mollusca; Gastropoda; Lepetellida; Haliotidae. The record is from RefSeq and is a predicted model, not a curated record. Bases 3 to 3515 code for a protein of 1170 amino acids. The transcript has 19 exons.